Messenger RNA from Vigna unguiculata (cowpea), 711 nucleotides. The record is from RefSeq and is a predicted model, not a curated record. NCBI's taxonomy places the organism in Eukaryota, Viridiplantae, Streptophyta, Magnoliopsida, Fabales, Fabaceae.
AUGGCCAAGUUGGCCCAAUUGUACAUUAAGGAGAUAGUAAGGUUUCAUGGGGUGCCUUCGAGCAUAGUUUCCGACAAAGACCCGCGGUUCACAUCUCGGUUUUGGCAUACGGUACAGAGUGCUAUGGAUCAUUUGGGGGCAUGGGAUGAGGUACUACCCUUGAUCAAAUUUACCUACAACAACAACUUUCAUGCGAGCAUUGGUAUGGCACUGUAUGAGGCUCUUUAUGGUAGGAGGUGUAAGACUCCUCUCUACUGGUAUCAGGAUGGAGAGGCAGCGCUUGUUAGACCAGAGUUAUUAGAACAAACUACCAAGAAAGUAAGGAUGGUGAGGAACAGAAUGCAGGCUUCUCAGAGUAGGCAGAAGGCUUACGCUGACCGUAAGAGGAGACCUUUAGAGUUUGCGGCUGGGGAUCAUGUGUUCAUGAGGCUGAGGAUGUAUAUGUUUGACCCGGCUCAUGUGUUGGAAGCCGAGGAUAUACAGAUCAGAGAAGACCUCACUAUGGAAGUACCACCCAUCGCUUUAGAGGAUAGCAAGGUUGAGGAACGUUGGAGAAAAGUUGUCAGUCUUGUUAAAGUCAUUUGGGAUCGGAGGACAGAUUCCAAGUCCAUCUCUCGAGCUGCUGUGCUCCGUGGUUUCGUGUCGAAGCCUCAUCUAGCCGCUUUCCAAGUACGGGAAGUUAGGGUUUCUAUGAAAUCGUUGUUAACAUGA